Eremomyces bilateralis CBS 781.70 is the source of this 1323-nucleotide messenger RNA. RefSeq lists its product as uncharacterized. The coding region runs from base 1 to 1323 and encodes 440 amino acids. The record is from RefSeq and is a predicted model, not a curated record. Lineage: Eukaryota; Fungi; Ascomycota; Dothideomycetes; Eremomycetales; Eremomycetaceae. The transcript has a single exon.
AUGCCCCCUUGGGGAAGACCACCGGGGCGACGGCGGCCAGAGCUCGAUAUGUACCCGACCAAUGCCUGGCCGCCUGCUGCCUUCUCCCGGUUCCAGGAGCUGGGCAGUGACGACGAACAGGGUGUGGUGUUGAACCCCAAACGCAAGAGCAAGUUUGUUUCGGAUGAGUUAUUUUUCAAUGAUUUUGGGUCGCGGUUCCCGGUGGAUAUUAGAAGUCAGGAUGAGGAUCUGGCGUACGGUGAUUAUCAUGGUUAUUCGUUGGAGCCGGAGGAGUACGAUGAUUUGGUGGGCGGAAUUAGAGCGGACGAUGAGGUGAUGGUUCAUCGCAUCAUGGAAAAGAGUUCGAGGGCCAAAGCAAAAGGGAGGGCCAAUAUCAGUCUGUCGACCGAGGAAAUCGAUGCUCUCGAGCGCUGGAAUCGGCCACGACGAAGAAAAUCCUCGUCUCCUGAGCUACCAUCCAACAGCAAGCGGAGCCUCAAUGGAAGCCCCGGCAAUAGCGUUCGUUCACGGAAGAAAUCUCAAAAAUCCACUUCCUCGCAACAGAGCUCCAAGUCCAAACGAUCCAAAUCUAGCCGCCACGAAGACGACAAUCUCAUCGACCCUCCGUACCCCUCCUCCGCCCGGCCACCCUCUUACCACAUCCCCGUCGCUGGCGUCCAACCACCCAUAAGUUACUACAACCCUAGCUCCUCCAACCGCCGCUCCGCAUCGUCUCCCACCCGACCUCGCUCCCGCUCCGACUCCCGGUCCAUCUCCUCCACCCCCUCCCGCUCACGCGACACUCCACCUUCCAACACCCGCUACCCUCCCCCCUCGGACUACCUCCGCCCCUCCUCCUCCCACUCCCCGAUCCCCGACCACCCUGACGACCACUACGGUCGUUCCCGCGCCUCCUCCGCCGUCAUGCCUGGCUACCCGCACGGCGUCCCUCUUGACCCCUUCGCCUACCAGAUCGCCUCGUCGCCUGCAGCGCCACCGGGCGGUCCGCCCCCUGGCUACCCUCCCGGCCGGCGCAUCGCGUCCGGGCCGCCCGACGUCGCGUACUCGAAUGUGAUGCGCCGCGUCCCGGUCCCGAACGCGACUGCGGCCGCGGCGAGGGGGCCGGUGAGCGCGUCGGAUUCGGCGGGAGGGAGUCGGGCGGGGUGGAGGGAGAGGAGGAGCGAGUUGGGAAGGGAGAUGGGGGAGGAGAGUGAGGAGACGAGUAGUGAGGACGACGAUGAGGAUCAGGGGGUGCAGGUGGAUGUGCAGCGGAUGAAUGGUAGUGGGAGUUAUGAGGCGCGGACAACAAAGGGGAACAAUGGAUGGCAGCGGAGAAGACGUUGA